AUGGACUAUGUUCGUAAACUUAUAACUGAGCGCAGAGCUACAGCUGGGCCUGCCGCAUACGAGCCCCUCGAGGACGUGGAGGCUGAAAUCACCGACAGGGAACAUGCUCGGCCGUGGUCUCGCUUUUCGCGAUUGGAAUAUGGCAUCUUCCUCCUUCUGGGAGUAGCAAUGCUAUGGUCCUGGAACAUGUUCUUAGCGGCUGCACCUUACUUUUACAGUCGAUUCCAGUCAAAUGAUUGGAUAGCCACUCAUUACCAGUCUUCGAUCCUUUCAGUCUCAACCGUCACCAACCUCGGAACGGUAUACACCCUGGCUAAAAUCCAGAAGAACGUCUCCUACACGCGCCGCAUCACAAUAUCACUUGUUAUAUAUUGCAUUGUAUUCACCCUCUUGGCAUUGUCAACACUCUUGAAAGAUGCUUCAGUCCGGGCCUACUUUGCAUUUUUGAUGGUCAUGGUCUUCGGCGCAAGCUUGGCGACGGGUAUUAUCCAGAAUGGCGUCUUCGCGUUUGUCUCCGGCUUUGGAAGAGAAGAGUAUACGCAGGCGAUCAUGGCUGGACAAGGCGUUGCUGGUGUUCUUCCGUGCCUUGUCCAGAUUGCCUCUGUCUUGGCCGUGCCACGCAAAGCUUCCAGUGAUCAAGACCAAUAUAUGCAAGGAUCAUCGCCGAAGUCGGCUUUCAUUUACUUCAUCACUGCCACCGGUGUAUCAGUGGUCACUCUUCUGGCUUUCUUUUAUCUGAUCAAAACUAGGGCCAGUCCCCAGCUAAAAUCAUCAAAUGAGAACGAGAACGAGUCCCUCAUGGAUGGUGCUCAUAGCAAGUCAAUAAGCUUGUGGUCGUUGUUCAAUAAGCUGCGGUAUCUGUCAUGCUCCGUGGCUUUGUGCUUCACGAUCACCAUGAUGUCAUUCCCAGUCUAUACUGCGGAAAUCUUGUCGGUCAACAACCCUGAGAAAUCUCGCAUGUAUGACGCGCCUGUCUUUAUCCCACUUGCAUUUCUUGUCUGGAAUUUAGGCGAUUUCCUAGGUCGUAUGGCCGUGGCAAUCCCGAGACUCUCACUAGCACACCGACCUUGGUUUGCACUUGUCUUCUCGAUUGCCCGUGUGGGAUUUAUCCCGCUCUACCUGCUGUGCAAUAUUAACGGUCGAGGCGCUGCAGUACAGAGCGACCUCUUCUACCUUUUCGUUGUGCAGUUUCUCUUCGGAGCUAGUAAUGGAUUCUUGGCAUCUAGCUGCAUGAUGGGUGCCACCUACUGGGUUUCCGCUGAGGAGCGCCAUGCCGCUGGUGGCUUUAUGAGUAUGAUGCUUGUAGGAGGCUUGACGGCAGGCAGUCUACUGAGCUUCCUCAUGUCGAGAUGA
Messenger RNA from Penicillium taxi, 1353 nucleotides. RefSeq names its product nucleoside transmembrane transporter FUN26. Gene Ontology annotation, molecular function: nicotinamide riboside transmembrane transporter activity; nucleobase transmembrane transporter activity. The transcript has 2 exons. Lineage: Eukaryota; Fungi; Ascomycota; Eurotiomycetes; Eurotiales; Aspergillaceae. Gene Ontology annotation, cellular component: plasma membrane; fungal-type vacuole membrane. The record is from RefSeq and is a predicted model, not a curated record. The coding region runs from base 1 to 1353 and encodes 450 amino acids. Gene Ontology annotation, biological process: nucleoside transmembrane transport.